Molecule: messenger RNA, 2481 nt
Organism: Penicillium subrubescens
Lineage: Eukaryota; Fungi; Ascomycota; Eurotiomycetes; Eurotiales; Aspergillaceae
Product: beta-glucosidase
Exons: 4
Coding region: 1-2481 (826 amino acids)
Biological process (GO): glucan catabolic process
Molecular function (GO): beta-glucosidase activity
Source: RefSeq, a predicted model, not a curated record
AUGUCACCGGAACAGCUAAUCCAAUCCCUUUCCCUCGAUGAAAAGGUCUCACUUCUAGCAGGCAAAUCAUACUGGAGAACGGCCGGAUUGUCGAAGUAUGACAUCAAACCUAUCAAGGUACAAGUCCCCAAAAUGCAGUACAGUGACGGGCCUAAUGGUGUCCGUGGAGAAUCAAUUCAUGCGUCAACUAAAGCUACCUGCUUUCCCUGUGCAGCGUUGGUGGGGUCGACCUUCAACACUGAUUUGGCCCUUAAAAUGGGUCAAACCAUAGGCAAAGAAUGCAAUACCAAGGGAGUUGGUCUUCUUUUGGGACCAACUGUGAAUCUGCAUCGUUCUCCACUAGGCGGGAGAAACUUUGAGGCAUAUUCCGAGGAUCCAACCCUAUCUGGUUUACUCGGGGCUGCGUUUGUCAAUGGUGUCCAGUCAGAAGGCGUGUCUGCCUGCCCCAAGCAUUUUGUGGGCAAUGAAUGCGAGACCAACCGCAAGACAUCGAAUACUAUUGUUGAUGAGAAGACGCUUCGGGAGUUAUACGCAUAUGCCUUUCAGGUGCUACUCAAGAAUUCUACCCCGUGGGCUAUUAUGACAUCAUACAACCUUGUGAAUGGUGUGUUCAUGUCGGAGAAUGAAGAGUUACUUCAGGGUCUCCUCCGCAAGGAGUGGGGAUUCCAGGGCGCCAUCGUUUCCGACUUUGAAGGAGUUUACUCAACCGUUCCCUCUGUCAUGGCAGGCGUUGCACUUGAGCUGCCAGGUUCUGCCCGUUUCAGAGGAGAGCUUCUUCUCAAGGCCGUCCAAAUGCGACAGAUUCCAGAAUCACACAUUGACGACCUAGUCAAAGAUGUGAUCAUGCUAUCAGACAAGGUUGGGAUGAGAGAUGAGACAGUCACAGAGCAAGACAUUCUCAAAGACGAGGGCACAGCAACACUAGUGAGAGACAUUGCCGCAGAGGGUAUUGUCUUGUUGAAGAAUGAUGGGCAUCUUCUUCCAUUAUCAUCCUCCAAGAAAUUCCAGAUUGCUGUCUUUGGCUCUCCGGCUGCCAAUCCCGUCAUUCAUGGAGGUGGCAGUGCGUCUCUUACUUCGUCCUAUGUCAUUUCACCUCUCGAUGCGCUCAAAGCGAAGUUCGGGGAAGAGAACAUUCAUUAUCAUCCCGGAGUUCCAAUCUUCAAGAAAAUUCCGUCUGCUCCAACCUCGAUGAUGGUAGCACCAACUACCGGACAGCCUGGAGUCGACUGCUUCUGGUACAAUGGCUGGGUGGUGGGUGAAAAUCUAGUGCAUCACGAAAUUUUAGAGACAACACGAACGCUAGUCAUCGACGCUCGAAUCUCAGAGCUUCAACCGAAACACUGCAAUCGCAUGAGCCUCCUUCUUCGCCCUGAAAUGACCGGUCUACAUACAUUCGGAGUGACUUCCUGCGGAAAGAGUGUUCUCCGGGUGGAUGACAAAGUUCUCCUAGAGCACUCAGGAUUCGAAGAUUGCCGAGUGGAAUAUGUCAUGCAACCUGGAGACUUCGAAGAGCGAGCCGAUAUUUACAUGAAUGCGGGAUGCGCGUACGAAGUGAUCAUCGACACCUUAUCAACCACUGCGCCCAGUCCAUCGCCAAUCUUCGACAUUACGCCGCAGGCUACGUCGGUGGGAUUUUACGAGAACCUAAAUACCCCUAUCGAUCAGAAGUUGCAGCAGCUGGCAUCGGAAAGCGAUAUCGCUAUUAUCUUCACAGCAAACAACAAGGAGUACGAGUCUGAAUCAUUCGACCGCUCUUCGUUGUCCUUGUCUCCAUUGCAGGAUGAAUUGAUUCGCGCCGUGGCUAGCACAGCUCCCAGAUCUAUCUUGGUGAAUCAAACGGGAUCGCCCAUCUCUAUGCCGUGGAUUGAUGAUGUCGAUUCUAUUCUCCAAUGCUGGUACGCCGGUCAAGAGGUGGGGAAUGCACUGGCAGACAUUAUUAGCGGUGAUAUCAAUCCAUCUGGCAAACUUCCCAUCACAUUCCCUUUGCACAUUGAAGAUACCCCAUCCCAUGGCAACUUUCCAACGGACCAAAACAUGAGAGUACUGUACGAGGAGGGAUUGGAAAUGGGUUAUCGCGCACGAAGCAAGCCAGCUCCUCUUUUUCCCUUCGGUUACGGGCUAUCAUACACCGAUUUCAGUUCGCAAGGUCUUACUAUCAAAACCACUGCUGGUUUGUCUGCCGUGAACCUGACAGUGGCAACGACAGUCAAAAAUACCGGUCUCGUGGCUGGUCGGGAAGUUGUUCAAGUCUAUGUUGAUGGUAUCUUGAAAGGCUUCCAGAAGAUGUUUCUCACUCCCGGAGAAAGCCGUGUCGUGGAAGUCACCUUGGACAAGUAUGCCUUUAGUGAAUGGUCCCCCAAGCAAGGAUCAUGGAUUAUAGAGCCUCGGAAGUAUAGCAUUGAGCUUCGUCAAGACGCAAAUACUGUGGUCGCUUCAACUACAUACAGCGUCGAAUCAAGCUUGUCUUGGAAUGGGGUUUGA